Misgurnus anguillicaudatus (oriental weatherfish) is the source of this 3600-nucleotide messenger RNA. It is a transcript of the gene gnaq, whose product is annotated as guanine nucleotide binding protein (G protein), q polypeptide. Gene Ontology annotation, biological process: adenylate cyclase-modulating G protein-coupled receptor signaling pathway. Gene Ontology annotation, cellular component: cytoplasm; heterotrimeric G-protein complex. Gene Ontology annotation, molecular function: GTPase activity; guanyl nucleotide binding; GTPase activator activity. Lineage: Eukaryota; Metazoa; Chordata; Actinopteri; Cypriniformes; Cobitidae. The record is from RefSeq and is a predicted model, not a curated record.
AAACUUAAAGCUAUUAAUAUUUGGUAAUUGCCUCAAAGUACAACCAUUUUAGGUUCUGUGCAAAUUGUCAACACUGAAAAGCAGGUUAAAUUUAAAACACGCUUUUUAAAAUGAUUCCUAUGGGAAAGGUUUUUUUUUUUGACUCAAAUGGAUAAACUGAUAUUCCUGCAUCAUAUCCUAUUAAAAUUCAUUUCAUUUUAAAGUACUUGUAUUGGGGUGAAAAGAAAAUCAUGGAAUAAACUUUAAGGAUAGUAAGGGACAAAGCAGCUUAUAUUCAUAUAAUACACCAGACCAGCUGCUGCUCACCUCUGCGCGUCACACCACUGACAUGCUGCUGCUUUUAUUAAAGUCUGUAUCAUUUGAGUGAAUUGAUUCAUUUCAGUGAGUCAGUUUCGAAAGACGAUUCACCGGUUUGACUCUUCAUUAGUGUCUUUGCGUAUUUUUGUAGUAGGCUAAAAUAAAUAUUGCGUAUUUUUGUUGUCAAAAUAAAUAAUAUAUACUUAUGACUAUUAAAUCACACAAUAUUGCUUUACAUGUUUUGUUAGUUUUAUUAUGAAUCCCACACAUACCAUUUCUCUUUGCAAACCAGACACGAGCGCUUCACGAAUCGGUUCGACCGAGUCAUUAAAAAGGACCAGUGCGAAUCGGAUAUCAGUAACAUAGAAGAGCUGAGAGUUUAAGCCUAUUCAAACUCGGAUUUACAUCAACUGAGGCGAAGACCUCUGUGCACACUUUAUACAAUCGCUUUGAAACUUUGGAAGUCCCGUCAGCAAAAUGACACUCAUGUAGCGUUUACUCCAUUUGGAAACGGUGUUCCAGGGAAUUGUCGGCCAUAUUCAGCAAUACCACGCCCGGAGAGGAUACUUUAACACGGGAACACUAUUCAUGCAAAUAUUCCCAUCACAAGUUCCUGGACAAGAGACUUGACUUUCUCACGAAAGACAACAUCAGUGUCGAUGAGGAGAAUGUGAAUACUGAACGCGAGUCUUCUGUGCAGUUAUUAAGCCUGAUAAAUGAUUGUCUGAGUAAUAUCUCAAACAGAUCAACCACAUCACUGGGACAUUUUGAACUGAAACAUUAAGGAUGCUCCACAGCUACAAAAACAUUUCAUGAAUGACAAACGCUUUCUCCCUCUAGCUGCGAGGAAACUAUUUCUAUGGCAUUUUCUGAGCGAUUAGCUGAGAUCCGAGACUGAUUUUACUUAAAUUUUACUUAUAUAGUUAAUCUUCCCGAUGGUCAUGACACUGGACUCGAUGUUGGCGUGCUGCAUGAGCGAGGAGGCGAAAGAAGCGCGGCGGAUCAAUGAUGAGAUCGAGCGCAAGCUCCGCCGUGACAAGAAAGACGCGCGGCGCGAACUCAAGCUACUACUAUUAGGGACUGGUGAGAGUGGGAAAAGUACCUUUAUUAAACAGAUGAGAAUCAUCCAUGGCUCAGGGUAUUCAGAGGAGGACAGAAGAGGCUUUACCAAGCUGGUCUAUCAAAACAUCUUCACAUCUUUGCAGGCCAUGAUACAAGCUAUGGAAACUCUACAUAUUCCCUACAAAUAUGAAUUUAAUAAGGCCAAUGCAAACAUUGUCAAUGAAGUGGAUGUAGAGAAGGUUUACAUGCUUGUCAACCCCUAUGUAGAUGCUAUCUGGAGUUUAUGGAAUGACCCAGGAAUUCAGGAGUGUUAUGACCGGAGGAGAGAGUACCAGCUCUCAGAUUCUACAAAAUACUAUCUAACUUCACUGGAUCGCAUUGCUGAUCGUGCCUAUGUUCCUACCCUGCAAGACGUUCUCAGGGUCAGAGUGCCAACAACAGGCAUUAUUGAAUAUCCCUUUGACCUACAGAGUGUCAUUUUCAGGAUGGUGGAUGUAGGUGGCCAGCGGUCAGAAAGGCGAAAGUGGAUUCACUGCUUUGAAAAUGUCACCUCGAUCAUGUUCCUGGCAGCACUCAGUGAAUAUGACCAAGUUCUAAUAGAGUCUGACAAUGUGAAUCGAAUGGAGGAAAGCAAAGCAUUGUUUAGGACGAUAAUAACAUACCCAUGGUUCCAGAAUUCAUCAGUUAUCCUUUUUUUGAACAAGAAAGACCUUUUAGAGGAGAUAAUAAUGUUUUCACACCUUGUAGAUUACUUUCCUGAAUUUGAUGGAGCCCAGAGAGACCCUCAAGCUGCAAGAGAAUUCAUCCUGAAGAUGUUUGUCGACCUGAAUCCAGACAUGGAAAAAAUUAUUUAUUCUCACUUUACUUGUGCUACUGACACAGAAAACAUCAGGUUUGUUUUUGCAGCUGUCAAAGACACCAUCUUGCAGCACACAUUAAAGGAAUACAAUCUAGUCUGAAAACAGACCUUUACACUUUUGCUUUUGUCUUGCACAGUUAAAGAGCUUAUCAGAUAGCUUGAGUCUGAUUAAUAAAAACUCUGAUUUAAUUGUACGCUGGUCUGAAGUUGGACACAUACGUUAUUUCUCUAUGAAUUGUAUAGAAACACAUGCUGCUUAUAACUCAAAACUAUUUAUUUGCACAUUUGUUAAACUUAAUUGUUUAUUCAUUUAAAUUUAAAUUGUUAUUUCACAGCAUUUGUAAACAUUGUACCUUUCAGGGCUUUUAUUCUGUAGCAGGUUUUUUUUUGGUUUACAGAUCAUGUUUACAUUUUUAUGGUUACAGUAGUGCUUCAUCUUGGGUAUCUGUUUAAUUAUUAUCAGCAGCAGCUUUAGAAAGAAGUAAGAAAUCAAGCUUCGGAACUUGUAUGGUAUUUAAAUGUGGUAUUCUUUUAAAGGCAGAGAAAACUGUAGAUAGGGGGCUUUUCUGCCCUGCAAAGCGCUUGCAUUUGUUAGAAGUAUAGAAAAUAGUUGUUGACAGUUAGAUUAAGUCUAGAAGUGCCAAAGCUUGUAUUACUAAACUAAUAAUCAUGUCACAUGCAAUAUCCAUGCCCUGUUUGUUUAAAAAAUAAUAGUAUGUUCUGUUUGUAUUUUCCUCUUUUUUUGCAUUUUGAAAGAAUUGUAGUUUAUUUAUGUAGGUACUCUAUCUCAGUGGUUUUCAAACUGGGGGCCACGAGAUGGUGCCAGGGGGGCCCCAGUUUUAUGACAUUUUAUGAAAUACAUUAAUUUAUCAUGAAUUCUGUGUAAUUAAAUCUAAAAAAUAAGGCUACUAACCAAAAGCACUACUUUUUUGUAUAAUUUAAUGUUUUUUUUUUAAAUUACCAUGUUGUAGAACAGUUUUUGUCACAAAUUUUCUUUGGAGGGCCACGAAGGAAUGCACCGUACACACGCUGAAAAAGUUUCGGAACCACUGCUCUAUCUGAUAUGCCAAGGGGGAGAUCUUUUGUAUGGUUUUAUUUGUUUGUAAAUUACCCAACCAAUGUCUUCAUUUAACUAAUGAUGCUUUCUGGUAUUGUAAAAGUGUGGUCAGGUGGUGUAACCAAGAUUUGGUCAAUAUGCAAGUUAUUUUCAAAGAAACUGCCUCUUUGUGAAUUUUAAAGCCAUGGCAACGAGUAAAGGACCAAAUUACUUUUGUGAUCCUCAAAAACAUUUUUGAUGUGAAGUUGUAUAUGGACAUCUCUGAAUUAGGAUCCUUUUUUGCUUUUAAACAUUUUUGCAAUAAAAGGCUGCUUUUUAGAAAGAU